Cladocopium goreaui is the source of this 1932-nucleotide messenger RNA. NCBI's taxonomy places the organism in Eukaryota, Dinophyceae, Suessiales, Symbiodiniaceae. The record is from the annotation of a GenBank genome assembly.
AUGAAACCGGACCAAAAACUUCGUGGCUUUUCUUUGGUGGAUGAGGAAAUCCCACACCCGCGAUCCAAAGAAGAUCGGCUGAGAACCAACACUCCCUCCUUGAUGACCCUGCUGGAACUGCAGGGUUUGGUGGUGCCCGAAGAUGGUGACAUCAUGAGCGUUCAGCUGAAACCGCACCAAUGUUGGGACAAGAAAACUGAGCGCCUUGCGCUUCAAAGCGGAACCAUGCGGUCUCGAAAAAUCUUGUGGACAACAAGUGGGACGUCUGAAGAGAAAAAAGACCCUCAAGCUAGUUGUAUGAGGUGGAUGUGGCUUCAUCCAAGCGGUGGCUUCCGAGCAUGUUGGAACUCGUUGGUUGCUCUCCUAGUGCUGUACGAUCUCUUGGUGAUCCCUUUGAGUGUCUUUGAUCACCCAAAAAGCUCCGCGAUGCAUGCGAUGGACAUCGGCAUGCCGAUUUUUUGGUCCAUGGACUUCAUUCUCACCUUCUUCACUGGAUAUUAUCAACAGGGUGAGCUCAUCAGUGAUUUCAAGAAGAUUGCUUAUCAAUAUGCAAUGCGCUGGAUGCUGUAUGACCUUGGUCUGAUUGCUCUGGAUUGGAUAUUUGUCACCAUGGACUAUUUCAUGCCAUUGGUUUCUGAAACGGGCUGGUCACGCAGCUUGCUCAUGCUGCGGAUUUUGCGCUUGGCCCGGAUCAUGAGGGCCAUCAAGCUUCGGAGAGGCUUUGCUACCUUCCAAGAUCUUUUACAUUCGCAGGCGUUUGAGGACUUCUUGCCACCGUUUUGUUUUCUCGCAUUUCUCGCCGGCCGCAAGUCUCUACGCCGGAUUUUUCACCAGUUUGGGGCAGCUGCUGAUUUUGAACCACUGGAUGGCUUGCGCCUGGUUUGGAGUGCGGUGGUUACACCCAAACGACAACUGGGUGGUGAAGAGCGGGAUGAACCAGAAUUAUUGGACUCAUACCUGAUGUGUAUGCUCUGGAGUUUUUGCCAGUUGGGUGUCGGGGAGAGCCCUCUGCAGCCGACAAACACCACUGAGAUGCUCUUGAACUGCGUAAUUGCCUUCAGGGCUCUCAUAACAACUGCUACGCUGAUCAGUACAAUGAGCGAUCUGAUUGCUGGCUUGAGAUCUUUGAGAGAAGACGAAGCGGCGCAGUUUCGUCUCUUGCGCCGCUUCUUGGCGCAAAACAACAUUCCGCACGAUGUCAGCCACAAGGUGACACAAUUCCUCCAGCACCAGUUUACGAACGCCCAAAAAGCCAGGUCGUCAGACUUGCGAGUGCCACUGCUGGAUUUGCUUUCUCGUCCGCUCUUCAGGGAAUUGCAGUUUGAACGGCACCGAGCAUCACUCAGCAAGCUGCCCAUGCUGAAGGAUCUGCUCGAAGCUCCUGAUAUUCAGACCUUGGAGGCAGUACAUUCAACCACCAGCAGCUUGCAGCAGCUGGUGGCUGCAGCAGGCGAUAUCAUCUUUUUAAGUGGCAGCCGUGCUUCAUCCGCAUAUAUGAAAUUGGAUGGGACGCUGUCAUACUAUCGUGAUCAAGGGGAAGAGCUGGUGAAUGAUCAGGUGUGGGUGGCCGAAGCUUGUCUAUGGACGCCUUGGAUUCACAUGGGCGACUUUGAGGCAGAAGAGGUAUCUGACUUGCUCUGCUUGGAUGCUGAUGGCUUCUGUGCAAUUAUGUCGAAGACAUGGAGUACGCAACAAAUGGCCAACAGCUACGCACGGCAAUUCUUGGCUGCUAUGCAAAGGGACAGGAUUUGGAGUGAUGUGUACGUCGACCACGAGUUGGACUCGGUGAAUGGUGAGGAUGAUCUCCCACUGGAGCUGCCUCUAGUCCCUCUAUUUUGUGGAUUCUGUCCACGAUUGAAAAGACGCCGUGACAUCACGAGAGUUCAGAACGUCCUUCCUGACGAAGCCUCCGUCGAACCUGACCUCACUUGA